AUACUGUUGGCAAUACCGCAUUCUAGUUGUCACUUGUCAAUCUUCAAUAUGUAUUUUUUGUUGUUAAAUCAUAAAUUGUGAAAAACACUUGUAGUUUUUAGCUAUUGAUACACAAUUUAAAGCACAUCUAAACCACCCCGUUUUACCCAUAUAUUAAUAUGUAAAUUUAUUAUAAAUCUUCAGAACAGUUUGUCUACUACUAAAUACAGCAAGAUGAUUGAUAUCAAGACUAAAAUCAACGCUUUUUUCAUUUUCAAUCCGAGUUUAGGCCCCAAAGAAGGCGACGAAUUAAAACGGAUAUUGUUCUUCCACCCCAGUCAAACGAGCCCUGAUGCUCGGAAAAUGCAAGUUGGACUUUGUGAAGCUGUGGUGAAGUUUAUGUCAACAUUUUCCUCAGAACCAUGCGAAGCUCUACAAACACAAACAAAAAGAUACAUAUUUUAUCAACCUGAAAAAGGCUAUUGGAUGGUGUUGGUUGUAACAAUACCUUAUACAACAAAAGCAUUAUCAGCUAUUGGAGAAAGCAGGGGAGAAGUAGUAGACCCCACUAUUAUGUGUGAUCUAUUAAAAUCGGCAUACAAAAUGUUCAGAAUGUUCCGAGGACCAUUUAAAAAUAUUUCAAAUGAUGAUAUUUACACAAUAUGUGAUCAGUUUUUUUCUCCUUACAUAUCUUCCAGAAAUAUCACAAAUGAUAUCUCAGAUGUGAUUCAAGGUGUCAGUUACUUACCAUUGGAUAAAAAUUCAUUCUUCAAAGUUGUGUGUUUCAUAGAUCUGCUGGAAAUAAAUUAUCCAGACCUAAAAUGUGUUUCCUUUGUUUACAACGAACAACUUAUUUGGAACAGUUUGUGCACAGAAGAUAUGUUAACCCUUUAUCAAUAUUUAGUUCAAACAUUGCUACCAAAGCAGGUAGAAAGAGAAAUCCAAGGCGGAGCAGUCGCAGCCGCCCAGAGACAUGGACGAUUUAUUUCACCACCAGAAGGCAUACAAAUUAAAGAAGAUUUAGAAAGAUUAAUGAAGGUACAUCUUCAGAGGGAGGAUGAUGAUGAAUCUAAACAGUAUUAUUUAAUAAUUUACAGAACUUUAAGUGCCACGAUUUGUUUCACGAUAGAUGUGAACACAAGGCUCCAACUGGAAACAUUCAGGUCGUUAGACGCUUUUAUCGGUCCCCAACUUUCGACAAUAGCAUCAGCUAUAAGUGAACAAUGCGCAAUACAUGCAGUACAAAAUGCUCAACUGGCAAAUGAACAUAAAUUUAUUUAUUUUAACCGACUAAACUUGGCAUUUAAAUCUUCUCCUCCAAUUAAUAAAUUACUUCCUUCGACUACAGUAAAGCCGGAAGUGUUGAGUAUCAUAUCAAGAAUACACACCGAUACAAAAAGCCUGGGUAAUUAUGGAGAAAUUAUAAUAAAAACCCCUGACGAGUACUGGAUUACAGGGAAGUCGUCUAAUGAUCGAGAAUUUUAUGUUAUAAUUCAGGAAAAAAACGCCAAUCUAAAAGAAAUUGCAGAUGAAGUAAAACGAAUAUGUGAAGCUCAAAUGAAAGGCAUUUUCUUCUAUCCUAUGUAAAUAUUUUUUUGAUCAACGCAUUUGAAAAGAAUUAUAGUUACUGUCAAUUAAAGAUGCUCCAUCAUUGUAUCAUUCUAUAAAUAAAAUAAAACGAACUGUUAUCAAGUAA
Molecule: messenger RNA, 1675 nt
Organism: Manduca sexta (tobacco hornworm)
Lineage: Eukaryota; Metazoa; Arthropoda; Insecta; Lepidoptera; Sphingidae
Gene: Ccz1
Product: vacuolar fusion protein CCZ1 homolog
Exons: 11
Coding region: 214-1566 (450 amino acids)
Biological process (GO): vesicle-mediated transport
Cellular component (GO): intracellular membrane-bounded organelle; Mon1-Ccz1 complex
Source: RefSeq, a predicted model, not a curated record